AUGAGGAGAAAUAGGUUUGCGUCUCUUCUCAGCUUGCUGGUGUUUGUUUUCCUUGCUUUCCAAGCUAUCGAUGGCGCUGAUACAAUUGAACAAGCUAACAGAGAGUAUCCCUUCCCUACACAGUUUUUGAAUCUUAGCAUCAAUGGUGAUGGAAAGCUUGUGAUUUCGGAUGACAAGUCGGACUACAAUGUGACAGAUACUACAACCAGCCGCAACACUGAGGCAUUGCUACUAGAUUCAGGUAACCUUGUAUUGCGCGACCCUAGUAGCUUAGAAGUUCUAUGGGAAAGUUUUGAUGAUACCACAAAUACUAUUUUGCCUGAAAUGCCUUUUCCAGACGUUGAUAAAUUAGGACAUAAGUGGUCGCUAGUGUCAUGGAGAACUUCGAAGGAUCCAGCCCCUGGUUCAUUCUCUUUGGAACUAGAACAUGGAUCUUUAAGUAUUAAGCAGGGUUCCAAAACAUACUGGACUGAUACUCAAAACCUCUUCUGGAGUCCCUCUCCUGUUAGUAACAGAUCUCCGAAAUUUCAUAAUACUUCUGGUGUUGGUAACGGAUAUUGGGAAUUUCCUAAUACUUCUGCACAGAUUGUACUAGAUGCACUUGGGCAGCUUAAGCUACAGUCCUGGUCUGAAGAUGACCAACGUUGGCAUACAUCAGUGUCUUCAAAGUGUUCCUAUCAUAGAUGUGGUGUUUUUAGCAUUUGCAGCAUCCCUGGUGAAAAAGCAUGCCACUGUUUAGAAGGUUUUAGACCUAUUGGGAACCGGGAAUCUGAAGGUUGUGUUAGAAAAACCAAAUUGCAGUGCAGCAAUGAAGAAGGUCAUGUAGAUAAUGAUCGGUUUCUUUUGAUGCUUUAUGUAGACUAUCCAAGUGAUGGACAUGUGUUAAAGCUAGUUACUAAUGCAGCAGAUUGUAAAUCAGAGUGUUUGGACAACUGUUCUUGCAUUGCUUAUGCUUAUGAGUCUAACCUUGGGUGCUUAGUCUGGUAUGAAGAUUUGUUCGAUCUGAAGCAACUUCCACAAAAUGAUAUUGAUGGAAAAAGCUUUUAUCUCAAGCUUGCAAGCUAA
Gossypium raimondii (Peruvian cotton) is the source of this 1065-nucleotide messenger RNA. RefSeq names its product G-type lectin S-receptor-like serine/threonine-protein kinase At2g19130. The record is from RefSeq and is a predicted model, not a curated record. Gene Ontology annotation, biological process: recognition of pollen. The transcript is spliced from 2 exons. The coding region runs from base 1 to 1065 and encodes 354 amino acids. Lineage: Eukaryota; Viridiplantae; Streptophyta; Magnoliopsida; Malvales; Malvaceae.